Cooperia oncophora is the source of this 2457-nucleotide messenger RNA. The record is from the annotation of a GenBank genome assembly. Lineage: Eukaryota; Metazoa; Nematoda; Chromadorea; Rhabditida; Trichostrongylidae.
AUGUACAAGAGACGUGACUACAAGCUCAAUCGUGCAUAUGCUCAUAGCCCUUCAACUCUUGAAAUGAUCUCGAUUAUGAUUUGGAAGUUCCUGUACUUUCUCGGAAGAGUUGCUCGCACUCCAGUGGAUUUGGUUUCUGGCUCCUUCCGUUCGUUCUAUCUGGCUCUAACACGAAUGUACCAUACCGUUCUGGCAAAGAAGAGCAAUCAAAUCACAAGGGAGAAUGCUAUGAAGCAACUGUAUGAACCAAGUCAAAGGUCUUACUACUCAUCUUCAGUAUACUCCAAUACUCAAGACGAGGACUAUGACAGCGACUUCAUCGAUGAUGAAGAGACUUACGAUGAACCUGGGCCAUCGAGCGGCUACGGUAAUGGUCACCUUCAAAAGCAGUACUAUCUUCGCUCCCGUGCCAUAAACGCGUACGACUCAGAAGAUGAUGACACUCCAAGGUUUCGUAAGAGCGUUCGAUUCGAUGUGUCGUCGUCUGCUGCGGGGUACGGUGCAGGCCAGUCUCGCAAGAUGUCCAAGGCUCAUCGUAUUGCCACGUGGCUAGGCUCGGCCGCGUCGUCAACGGUUUACUAUACGCAGUGUGGAAUCAAUUUCAUCGGCGCAUGUCUCAGGAAGCCAUUCGAUAUAAUCGAUCAAGCGUACUCAUACUAUGUUGCUGAUUCCGAUUCGUCUACUAAAGCUAAUUACUUGUCACCUCUGCAACUUCGUUCUGGAAACCGUUAUGGUUACCGGUCCCCCGCUUACAAAAAUAUUGACGGGAGUGAGCGCAGAGCAUAUGUCGGUGGCCCGCCGUCUUCAUUCGCCUCUGAACUAAAAUCGAUGGCUUCAUACAUCCUGUACUUACCCUGUCGCGCCUUCCUAUUUGUAGCCUUUGCCGCUGCGGACCUUUGCCGUGGAUUGAUCUCGAGAGUGCCUGCUGUAUUUGGAUGGCUCUGGGAGACAAGCAAGAGUGUCACCAGUGAACUGUUCAGUAGACGUCGCCGUUGGCUAUGGUGGCUAUUACCUCUGGUCAUCCUGCUCCUACUUCUUCUAUCGCGCCGUGGUGACAGUGAUCGCUUGAUCAUUCUUGGACAUGAUGUUUCCGAUUUGCACGAACAAGUAUCCAACUAUGCCUAUAAUUUCGUUGAUUCUAACAGGAUCUAUGCAAAAUCGCUGAACUCCAUUUACGAUGAAUAUUGGCGCAGUGGGAAGGUGGCCAGCUACAGUUUACUAUCCAGGAUUACUUCCGCGAUAUCAAAUGGUUAUCUUUUCAUCACUACAGUGUUAAGAACCAUAGUCGACCUCAUCGCUACAUCAUUGUCAGAUCUUACCAAAGCCGUGGUCGGUUUCUUUGCCAGCACUAGCCAUGAUACUUACAGCAAACUGCCUUCGGUUGCGUCAUUCAAAUCUUCCGCUCAUGAAAUGUUGGCAUCAACCGAGAAACAUCUAAGCCGUGGACUCAUAUCGCUUUCUAAUCUCGCAUCAAUGAUUGCUAGCGGGAUCCGCAGCUGGUGUAGCGUGAUCUGGAGCGGCAUCAUGUCCGUUUUCUACAUGAUCGGCAGCAUUUUCCAACGACCACAUCUUCCCGUCAUAGAACAGAAGGCGACCGAACUAGUACACGAACCCCUGCAUACGACAACAACUAUUCAGGAUCAUGUGGAUACCAAGUCGAAUAUUGUCUACGUUCCAUCUCCAUCGCCAUCGAUUGAUGAGACGAAAUUGAUCGAGAAGAUCAGCGCCAUUGUGCGAGCAAAAAUGGACCAAGAUCUCAAACUCAAACUGGAAAAGGAACUGAAGUCGCUAACUGCUUCCUACGAGCAGAAGCUUUCAAACAUGAAAGUAGAGAAACAGCGCGCUGAAGUUGAUUAUUCUCAUUUGGAGUCGCUAAUCCGUUCGGCAAUUUACGAGUACGAUAGCGACAAGACGGGCAUGUUCGAUUUUGCUUUAGAGAGUGCUGGAGCAUCCAUAAUCUCAACUCGUUGUUCUGAGAAUUACGAUACUUACACACGCCUUGAAAAGAUUUGGAACAUACCACUGUGGUACUCCAGUUACGGUCCAAGAACUGUUAUCCAGCGCAACUCGAAGACACUGUUCCCCGGGGAAUGCUGGUCGUUCAAGGGACCUGUGGGAUAUAUCACCAUAGGGCUUUCACAUCCUAUCAAUGUCACAAUCGUCAGUUAUGAGCACAUUGGUGCACAUCAGGCUCCGGGUGGCGAACGCCCAAGCGCCCCCAGAACAUUCAAAAUAUGGGCUUAUAAAUCGGAGGCUGACAUGAAUACUAGAGUUCUUCUUGGCGAUUUCAUGUACGACAUCAAGGGGAGCCCUCUUCAGUUUUUCGUCAUCAAGACUCAGCCAGACUAUCCGGUGCAGAUAAUAGAAAUGGAAGUGACAAGCAACUAUGGUGCAGAAUACACGUCUCUUUAUCGCCUUCGUGUCCAUGGCUCGCUUUACAAACCUGGACACGAAUAG